CUGUGAGCUCUCUCCUGAGCUCUGGCGCCUGGGGCCGCUUGGAGGAUCUGAGGAAGACCACACCAUGGCGGUGAGCGCUGGCCACGCGCUCACUGAAGGAAUGUGGCAGUUCCCAUGCUCUUGACAGAAGGCAGCCGAGGGGGUCAACUUGCCCAAGUCACCCAGCUAGUAAGGCUGCGCGCUCCUCAGGACCUUGUCCACUCCCUGUGCCCGCUUGAGCCCUCUGCGGCCACCAGAGGGCGCCUGCGUCCGGAGAGGCCACCUGGCUGGGGUGGAGGGAGGGGGACCAGCUGCUGCGUCCAGCCCAGAAGCUGCGUCCCCUCCCUAACGGUGCCAGAAUCUUUUAAAUGAAAAUGUAAGCCACACAUUUAUUGGACCGUGUCCCUGCCCUUUGUGCCCGAGUACCAGCUCAGGGUGCACUGAGGGCAGUGUGAGAAGGUCAGUAUGGCAGCGGGAGCUGGGCACCCCUGGAAACUUGGAGCGGAGAGGCUGAACAGAGGACUGCUGUGGCAGGAUUUUAGGGAGGAGGAGGAAGAGGAGCAGCGUGGGCAGUGUGCGCAACGGCACAGAGAGGCACAGAGCUUUGGCCUGCUGGAUCCUAAACUCUGCUACCUGCUGGAUGGAAUCCUCUUUAUCUACGGUGUCAUUGUCACUGCCCUGUUCCUGAGAGCGAAGUUUGGCAGGAGUGCAGAGGUCGCCGCCUUGCAGCAGGGCUCAAACCAGCUCUACAAUGAGCUCAAUCCAGGACGGAGAGAGGACUACGAUGUCUUGGAUAAGCAUCGGGGCCGGGACCCUGAGAUGGGAGGGAAGCAGCAGAGGAGGAAGAAUCCUCAGGACGGCGUGUACAACGCACUGCAGAGAGAGAAGAUGGCGGAGGCCUACAGUGAGAUUGGGACGAAAGGAGAGCGUCGGAGAGGCAAGGCGCAAGACGGCCUGUACCAGGGCCUCAGUCCAGCCACCCAGGACACCUACAAUGUUCUCCACAUGCAGGCCCUGCCCCCUCGCUAACAGUGUGGGCCUCACCAGCCCCAGGCCUGACCUGCUGAUGCCAGCUGUAAGACAGGAUGAGCCCUUUACCACCGCCUUCCCUCAUAUUUCUCAGCCACUGAAGUACUCCCCUCCACAAACAGGAUGCUUCCCAGUUGUGACAUGUGCUGAUCUCCAAUUCCAAGCCCUGGCACAAAGAACAUGUCCCUGGGCUCCAAGGGAGUGCAGCCCAUGGUCAUGGGCAAGGCCGUGCCCUUAGGACUUCACACUUACUUGCUGGUGCCUGGAGAGCAGCCCUCUCCCUUGGCUCCAUGUCUUAACCUGGGGUUGGGGACAAUUCCCUCACAGCUGGGUUAGGUCUGCCUUGUGAAGUCCAGGGCAGGCCCCAGUGUCAGCACAUGUCCUGUCUGUACUGCUGUCAGGAAUCUGAGUGGCUUCGCUCCUGCUGUCAACUCCCCCCCCCCCCCCCAAGGUAACCUGUGCUUGGGCCACUCUGUGGAAGGGCUGGGCAGAAGGACCAGUGGGGGCAGUCCUCCAUCAGACAUGCCUCUGCAUCACCAAGCCGCAUGCCAGGCACUGUGGGGGGUGGAAAAACGUGCAAGGCUGUCCUUGCCCUCACAGGUUCACACUCUUAAGAGGGAAAAUAAGUUGUGCACAAUCUGGUUUAAAAAAUAGGAAAUGGAGUGUGAACACGGAGUGUCACUAAGAUUAUGAACAAAGCGUGGAAGUGAGUAGGGAGGAGUCCUUCCUGCCCUGCUCCCAGGCACCAUCCCUCAGCCUCCAGGGAAUGGCAAGCCCGUCCUGGUGACUAAAGGACACGUGGCUGUGGGUGGCAAACCCUCUUUGCUCUGCUUGGUUUUAACUUAUACUGGCUCGCUAAAGCCCAUUUCAUAUAAUAAAUGCUUCAGUGAAA
Molecule: messenger RNA, 1900 nt
Organism: Marmota monax (woodchuck)
Lineage: Eukaryota; Metazoa; Chordata; Mammalia; Rodentia; Sciuridae
Gene: Cd247
Product: CD247 molecule
Exons: 8
Coding region: 445-1008 (187 amino acids)
Biological process (GO): cell surface receptor signaling pathway
Cellular component (GO): membrane
Molecular function (GO): transmembrane signaling receptor activity
Source: RefSeq, a predicted model, not a curated record